Molecule: messenger RNA, 1491 nt
Organism: Fonsecaea multimorphosa CBS 102226
Lineage: Eukaryota; Fungi; Ascomycota; Eurotiomycetes; Chaetothyriales; Herpotrichiellaceae
Exons: 3
Coding region: 1-1491 (496 amino acids)
Source: RefSeq, a predicted model, not a curated record
AUGUUUGUGCGAGGCGUAGACAGGACAUACUUGGCUAUAUUGGUGGUCUGCAUUAUAUUUAUUGCCUGCCUUGGCGGGCCAUUCUCUUCGUAUCAGCCGAAAGUCGGCGCGGUAGAAGAGUUGAUCUACCGGGGCGCCAGCCUCAACGGGAGUGAUCGCCCUUCCGAUCUUGAACUCAGCGAUGUCGUUGAAGACACCGACACCAGUCCCACACACGGACUCUUCAACUUCUACUCAGAGCCAUGGGACGCUCCCGGGGUUACAGCAGAAUUGAACGCAGACAGGAUGCGCAUCAUUGAGCCUUACAUUAGGGCCAUCACAGACCCCAGCGACAGACGGUUCCCGCGACUGCGAUGUCCCCUUCCGAUGAAACAACGGUAUGAGAUCUUGCGCCGCCGGAGAAGUUUGGCGACGAGAUGGGACACGCCGCCGAGACGGUGGUUUUUCGCCCUCAACCUCCACCAAUGCGCCCCCAUCUUGCCGCGCUUGCUGGCGUCCGUUGUCGAGACCAUCCGCUUCCUUCGACCACAAGACUGCGUCUUGUCGAUAGUUGCUCGUCCUUCCUCCGACGGUACGUUGGAGAUUCUGGCGCGUAUUCGCCAGGAAUUGGAGCUGCUCGGGGUCACAUACUACUUCAGCACAAGCAACAUUGACCCGUUCGAGCCGGGCAAAGACUAUAUCACCGAAUGGGCCGCCUUGCGAAAUCUGGCUGUUGACCCGCUGGUGCGGCAGCCCGAACUUUACGACCCCGACACAACGGUCGUCUUUUUGAACGACUUGGCGAUUUGCACGGAUGACAUUCUAGAACUCAUCUAUCAAAAAGUCUAUCAAAAGGCCGAUAUGACUUGUGGCAUGGACUGGGCCAAUUAUGGGGAGACCUUCGUCGAUGUAGGGGCAUCCCGUGGCAUGACAGGUGACAUGUUUGUCUAUGCGCCACAGGAUGGUAGCAUCGACCCCAACAAUACCCUUUUCCGCAACGACCCCAAAACAAAGGCGCGAUUUGAAGCUCGGGUGCCAUUCCAGGUCUAUUCAUGCUGGAACGGCGGCGCAGUCUUCACCGCCAAGCCACUCCUCCAGCACAACGUGACAUUUCGAGCCUCACGCGGCGACGAAUGCCACAUGGGCGAGCCCCUACUGCUCUCCAAAGAUUUCUGGAAGUGCGGCUACGGCCGGAUCGCGGUGGUGCCGAGCGUCAAUAUCGGCUACAAUGACGACGAGUCGCGCCGGACCAAGAAGCGAUAUGGCUUCGCCACCGAGAUCGUGCAGCGCGUCGAGCAGGAUCUGAACGUCGGCGCCAUCAGGCACAACAAGAUCCGGUGGCAGGCCGCGCCGCCCAAGACUGUCAAGUGCGAGGCGGAUAUCCCGCACCCGUCCGAGAACGAGGUGGACGAGGCUAAGAAAGCUGCCGAGGCGGGCUCUGAUGGUGCAGACAAGAAGGAGCCGCAGCAGAAGAAUAUUGUCUAUGAGGACGGCGGUGGUCCUGACCUUUAA